Messenger RNA from Daphnia pulicaria, 5248 nucleotides. Its product is annotated as multidrug resistance-associated protein 1-like. The coding region runs from base 253 to 4926 and encodes 1557 amino acids. Gene Ontology annotation, cellular component: membrane. NCBI's taxonomy places the organism in Eukaryota, Metazoa, Arthropoda, Branchiopoda, Diplostraca, Daphniidae. The transcript is spliced from 31 exons. The record is from RefSeq and is a predicted model, not a curated record. Gene Ontology annotation, biological process: transmembrane transport. Gene Ontology annotation, molecular function: ATP hydrolysis activity; ATP binding; ABC-type transporter activity.
GUUCGCGAAGGGAAGGCUCAAGGGUCGAUCUGCUUUGUAGGCAUGAGUCGACAUUUCCAUCUAUUAGAGAAACUAUAUAUCCGUGGGUUUGUCUCGUUAGUCUGUUGAUUCGCGUUCCACCAGUUCUCCUACUCGCCGGUCGAUCCGUUGUUGGUCGAAGCGAGGAAACGUGCUUAUUGUUUUGCUCUCGCAUUGCAAAAUCACUACAUUGUUGAGAAGUGAAGAGUAGAGCACAAGCUCGCCCGCCAAAACAUGGGCGAUAACCAAACUGACCAGACAUCGCCGCUGGAUUCUUUCUGCGGAUCCACAUUCUGGGAUCUGGAUCAAACCUGGAAUACCAAUAACCCAAGUUUCACAGAAUGUUUUCAUCAAACAGUGCUUUAUUGGAUUCCUUGUGGCUUCAUUUGGCUCUUAGCACCAUACGAAACAUACCAAAUACUGUAUAGCAAUGCCCGCUAUAUACCAUGGUCUAUCUUCAAUAUCAGCAAAAUGAUCAUCAACUUGCUUCUGAUCAUACUUUCAAUUAUCAGCAUUAUAUACGCGGUGAUCCAGAGUAACAACGAUGUACAGCUCUAUACAUAUGAUGUGUAUUAUGUAACUCCUGCAAUAUUGGCAGCCACAUUUGUGUUGACCCUAGGGCUAAUGUUGGCAGAGAAAAAGAGAGGCAUUAGAUCAUCUGGACCUUUGUUUAUGUUUUGGUUCCUUCUCACUCUUUGUGGUGGGUUUACUUACGCUGAUCGCAUUAAAUCCAUCGUUGACGGGAUGGACAGUUUGGAGGCAUAUCCGUUUGUCUGGGAAAUGGUCUAUUAUCCGUUUGUUGUUGCAAUGUUGUUUAUCAAUUGCUUCGCUGAUAAGGAACCUUUGUACAUGGAAGGAGAGGGAAAAUCUGAGAACCCUUGUCCCGAAGAAGGCUCUUCAUUUCUGAAUGUUAUUACAUACUCCUGGUUGGAUACAUUGGUCUGGAAAGGGUAUAGGAAACCUCUAGAGACGGGUGACCUGUGGGACUUAAACAGCCGAGAUAAAUCCAAAUCAGUUGUCCCUCGGUUUGAAAAACAUUGGUUAAAGUCCCUCAGUAAACAAGCAAAAAAGCCAAGUGAACCCAAAGCAACUUAUGGAGCGGAGAACGGUGGUGUUACUUUCAAACCAUCUACAUCGUCUAAAAAGAUUAUUUCGAUUUUACCUGCCCUAUGCAAAACUUUUGCACCAGAGUUUCUUUUAGGAGCUUUACUGAAACUUGUUCAAGAUCUCUUGGCAUUUGUCAGCCCACAAAUCCUCAGUUUGCUUAUCGGAUUUGUAGAGGACACAACGCAGGAAAGCUGGAAAGGUUAUUUGUAUGCCGCAAUUCUGACCAUCACUGCCAUGACUCAAACUUUGAUCUUGGGUCAAUAUUUUCAACGGAUGUUUAUAAUUGGUAUGCAAAUUAGGACUUCUAUCGUCUCAUCCAUUUAUCGAAAGGCGAUCAAAAUUUCGAAUAGUGCUCGCAAGGAAUCAACUGUCGGGGAAAUCGUCAACUUGAUGUCGGUUGACGCACAGAGGCUCAUGGAUCUAACCACCUACCUCAAUAUGCUAUGGUCGGCUCCGCUGCAGAUUGCAUUAGCAAUUUAUUUCCUUUACCAAAUCCUUGGUCCUUCGGUUUUUGCAGGUUUGGGGGUUAUGAUUCUUUUGAUUCCUAUCAACGGAGUGUUGGCUAAUGCUACAAAGAAACUGCAAAUUCAACAGAUGAAGUACAAGGACAAACGCGUCAAGAUGAUGAGUGAAAUUUUAAGUGGAAUCAAGGUCUUGAAGCUUUACGCCUGGGAACCUUCAUUUCAAGCACAAGUCGAAGACAUUCGAAACAAGGAGAUCAAGGUUUUGAAGCAGGCGGCCUACCUUAGCGCUGGAACAUCAUUUCUUUGGACUUGCGCACCUUUCUUGGUUACUUUGGCCACAUUUGCAGUUUACGUGACGACAGAUCCCAGUCACAUUCUCAAUGCCAAGAAAGCUUUCGUCUCUUUGACUCUGUUCAAUCUGCUCCGUUUUCCCAUGUCAAUGUUUCCAAUGCUUGUCGUGUCGUUCGUCCAGGCUAGCGUUUCUAUUAAACGUCUGAACAAAUUCAUGAACGCUGAUGAGCUGGAUCCCGAAUCAGUUUCUCAUGAAACUACAGCAAGUGCAAUCAACAUUGAAAAGGGUUCCUUUGCAUGGUCCCAAGGCGAACAACCCAUUCUUAAAGAUAUCAACAUUGAAAUUAAACCUGGAAAACUUGUCGCAGUCGUUGGCCAAGUGGGUGCAGGCAAAUCUUCGCUGAUUUCUGCAAUCUUGGGAGAAAUGGAAAAACUUGGUGGGAAGGCUAAUACAAACGGAAAGAUCGCUUACAUCCCACAACAAGCCUGGAUCCAAAACUGCAGUCUACGCAAUAAUAUCAUGUUUGGCAAAACCUACAAUGAAUCAUUUUACAACAAAGUGAUAAACGCCUGUGCUCUGAAACCUGAUCUUGCCAUGCUUCCUGGUGGCGACAGCACAGAAAUUGGAGAGAAGGGUAUCAACUUAAGUGGUGGACAGAAGCAGCGUGUCAGCUUGGCUCGUUCCGUUUACUCUGAUAUGGAUGUAUACCUUUUGGAUGAUCCUUUAAGUGCCGUUGAUAGCCACGUAGGAAAACAUAUUUUUGACGAAGUCAUUGGCCCCAAGGGACUUCUGAAAGCUAAGACACGAUUGCUCGUGACUCAUGGCAUCACUUUCUUGCCUCAAGUAGACCAAAUUAUUGUCUUGAAAAACGGAGAAGUGUCUGAAGUGGGUUCUUAUAAAGAAUUGCUGGCCCAAAAAGGAGCUUUUGCAGAAUUUCUCUUGCAGCACUUGGAAGAAGAAGGCGCUGAUGAAGAUGACAUUCCCGACGAACUCGCUGAAAUUAAACAAGAACUAGAAAACACAAUGGGCAAGGAAGAAUUCGCCCGUCAAAUUUCUCGUCAGCGCGCAACAUCUGAAACGCAGAGCCAGAAUAGCGAAAAUGCCGAAAGUAAACCCAUGAUUGCCUCUCCGGAUCGUAGCUUAUCCAGAAGUAACUCGACCACAAGUAUGGAAAAGAGUGGAGGAAGUUUGCGACGACGUAGCUCAGCCAAAGAUCGAAAAUCUGUCGAUGGUGGGGCUCCUGUCGCGAAACCAAACAACACCAAACUGAUUGAAGCCGAAAAAACUGAAACGGGCAAAGUUAACAGCCAAGUGUACGUCCACUAUUUGCGAUCCGUUGGCGGAUGGUUGUCGUUCAUUACUUUGAUUCUGUAUAUCAUUUAUCAGGGUUUUGCCGUAUAUUCCAAUAUUUGGUUAGCUAAGUGGUCAGAAGCUGGAAAUUCGACUGUUGGAAACCAUACCGUUGAACAACAAAGAGAUAUCUACUUGGGUGUCUACGGCGCGCUUGGUUUGGGUCAAUCUAUCUUUUUGCUGAUUGGAACUAUCACGAUCUCCCUUGGUUGCCUUCAGGCUUCCGCUAUUUUGCAUGAGGGUAUGAUUGCCCGCACUUUCCGCCUUCCUAUGUCGCAUUUUGACACGACUCCGAUUGGUCGUAUCGUCAACCGAUUCGCCAAAGACGUGGAUGUUGUAGACAAUCUCAUACCAUCGAGCAUCCGAACUGCACUUUUAUGCUUUCUUUCGGUCAUCAGUACUAUACUAGUUAUUGGUCUCGGAACCCCUAUCUUCUUUGCUGUUGCCGUACCGAUUGGAGUUCUCUAUUACUGGAUUCAGAAUGUUUAUGUGGCUACAUCAAGGCAACUUAAGCGUCUAGAAUCUGUUUCAAGAUCUCCCAUUUAUUCACACUUUGGCGAAACACUUACUGGUGCUACCGUUAUUCGAGCAUAUGGUCAAGAACAUCGAUUUAUCAAAGAAUCCGAGUCUCGCGUGGAUCUUAAUCAGAUUUGUUAUUACCCGAGUAUUGUUGCUAAUCGAUGGCUGUCGAUCCGUUUGGAAACUAUUGGUAACUUAGUGGUUCUCUUCGCUUCUUUAUUCGCCGUUAUCGAAAGAGAAAAAGGAACUAUGGACCCCGGUUAUGUUGGACUGUCCAUCACUUACGCCCUUAGUAUUACACAAACACUCAACUGGUUUAUGCGGAUGACGUCCGAGGUCGAAACGAACAUCGUGGCCGUAGAGAGAAUCAAGGAGUACAGUGAAGCUGUACAAGAAGCUUCAUGGGACCACGGGAAACGUGAACCACCUAAUUCAUGGCCCGACAAAGGCAAGGUUUCGUUUGAGAAAUAUGAAGUUCGCUACCGUGAAGGACUUGACUUAGUUAUCAAGGGAAUUACUUGCGACAUUCAAGGUGGUGAAAAGGUUGGCAUCGUUGGACGUACUGGAGCAGGAAAAUCCUCGUUGACAUUGGCUCUGUUCCGUAUCAUCGAAGCCGCUUCUGGGAAAAUUACAAUUGAUGGAUUGGAUAUUGCCGACCUGGGGCUUCACGCUCUGCGAUCUCGGUUGACUAUUAUUCCUCAGGACCCUGUUUUGUUCUCGGGAACGUUGCGCAUGAACUUAGAUCCGUUCAAUUCUUAUUCUGAUGAUGAUAUUUGGACUGCGUUAGAGCACGCUCACUUGAAGACAUUCGUCAAGUCGUUACCAGCAGGUCUAGAACAUGAAGCUUCAGAGGGGGGCGAGAAUUUAAGUGUAGGUCAACGUCAGUUGAUUUGUCUCGCUCGCGCUCUUCUCCGCAAAACGAAAGUCCUCAUUCUGGAUGAAGCAACGGCUGCCGUUGAUUUGGAAACUGAUGAUCUAAUUCAAGCCACGAUUCGUAAGGAAUUCAAAGAGGGUACCGUUAUCACCAUCGCCCACAGAUUAAACACGAUCCUGGACAGUAAUAGAGUAAUGGUGUUGGAUAAAGGAGAAAUCAAAGAAUACGCGCCACCAAAUGAGCUACUGGAAAAUAAGGAGUCGAUCUUUUAUGGCAUGGCACGAGAUGCCGGUCUGGUAUAAAAGUUUACAUUCACCGUAUUAUUAUAGGCAAAGAUUGAACUUGUGUUGACAAAAAUGUUAUUUUUGAUGAAAAUCUUGGGUGUGUGCAUGAUAUUCCCGUGUGAACCCUUGAAUUCAAUCAGUUAUGUUCAUGACAAGCCCCACAUUAUGGGUCUUUUUUAAUUAGCUGCUAUGUGGUCCAAUUUGUUUGUUAUGCCUUCAGAAUGCAGCAGGCCAGUAGCAUGUUAGUAUUCUUUUGUGUGCAUCCUACCCCUGUGACUGAGUAUGAUCAAUGCAUUCCUACCAUUUGUUCACAAAUACAGAUUUUGUUUUGGCAUUUGAA